GCCGCCUCGUCAAAUAAACGACGUCUUAUCAACCCUUGCACCGAUGCUGCCCCGCUUUCCCGCCACACCCCUCCUCCCUUUCUCUCACCACAACGGCAUUCACGACUGCGACGUCGAGCACGGCGACAAACCACCUCCCCACACCGUCCGACACGGCGUCGACGACCUCACACGCGACACCCACCCUCUGCUUCCUUCCACGCUCGCUGUCUCAUUAGAUGUCUGUCUCCCCACAACCUUUAUCCACCAUCACCUCGCCCCCAUUGUCAUCAAACAACCCAGUUACCUCUCCAAAUGGUUCCCAUCAUAGUCUCAGCAAUUCCCAACUUGCCUCUCUUCUCUCUACUAGCUACCGUGAAUCAGAAUCUCUCAAAAAAGAACUA
Molecule: messenger RNA, 383 nt
Organism: Serpula lacrymans var. lacrymans S7.9
Lineage: Eukaryota; Fungi; Basidiomycota; Agaricomycetes; Boletales; Serpulaceae
Exons: 1
Coding region: 44-310 (88 amino acids)
Source: RefSeq, a predicted model, not a curated record